Mercurialis annua (annual mercury) is the source of this 1780-nucleotide messenger RNA. RefSeq names its product BAG family molecular chaperone regulator 8, chloroplastic. Gene Ontology annotation, biological process: protein folding. The coding region runs from base 82 to 1482 and encodes 466 amino acids. The transcript has 2 exons. The record is from RefSeq and is a predicted model, not a curated record. Lineage: Eukaryota; Viridiplantae; Streptophyta; Magnoliopsida; Malpighiales; Euphorbiaceae. Gene Ontology annotation, cellular component: plasmodesma.
GCAUAUCAAUCACCAAAAAAUUCCAAAAUUAUAUUCAUUCCCUCUUAAAACCCUCACUCACUCACUCACUACCCCAAAAGAAUGGCCUCUUUCCAUCACCACCACCAUCCCUCCCACCACCACCCUGUCCCCGCCGCCCCUACCACCACCACGUGCUGCUGCUGCCCCUCUACUUGCCGUUCCAGCAUUCACCCAUCUCCACCACCACCUCAACACUCCUCAAUCGACCCACUUCUUCAUUCUCUCGCCUCUCUUCUCCAGCACCACCAGAAUCAGCAGACACCCAGUUUUCACUCUCCUCACUCUAAUACCAAACCUAACGCCCAUAAAAAUCAUCACCAAAUAUCACAUUUUCAGUCGCCACGAAUAAAUUUUCAAUACCUAUUUGAAGAACAAGACUACCCAGAUAUACUCUCUUCUCUUCUUCAACGAAUCAGUACGCUUGAGGCUUCUCUUCACCAUUUUUCUGCUUCUAAUAAGCGUUUUCAGGGCUCGUUUUCUUUGAGAGAAGCAGCUGCUAAGGUUAUUCAAACGCAUUUUCGUGCAUUUCUUGUUCGUAGAUCAAGAACCCUAAGUCAGCUCCAGGAGCUUGCUUUUAUCAAAUCCACCUUCAACGCUCUCAAAUCUUCCGCUUUGAAUAAAACCCAUUUUAAUUAUGCGCUUGUUUCUCAUAAAGUCACGGACUUGCUGCUUAAACUCGACUCUGUUCAGAGUCGUGAUCCUAUGAUUAGAGAUGGAAAAAGGUCUAUAAGUAGAGUUAUAGUGAGGUUUUUGGAUUUCAUUGAUGAGCUUGGCGGUAGAAGGCGUGAAAGUUUAUAUAAACCUGUUAAAAAUGUGAGGAUUUUUAGGAACAGGGCUUUGAAUUCGAACAAUGGUAAUGAUGAUUUAAGCCGAAAUCAAAAGGAAAUAGUAGAAAAAUUGAAGGAAAGAGUUGAAAAGAUUCGUGGGAUUUAUAGGGCUUGUGAGAACGUUGACGAAGAUGUUGAGCUUGAAGGCUUUCAACAAUUCAUUGACGAUGAUGAAGAUGGAGAUGGUGAUAAUGAUGAUGACAAAGAAAGCGUUAAGGUUUCUAAUGUUAAAAAUGGGAUUUUGGUGAAAAGAAGUAGUGGUAAACCUAGAGUGAAGAAAUUUGUCAGCUUUGAUGAGGAUGGGAAUGUGUGUAGGGUUUUCAGUGAUACUCAUGAGUCUGUUUUGAACGGAGACGGUGAUUUCAGUGAUAGGAGUGAUUCCAGUGAUGAUCGUGAAGUGAGAAAUGGUACUCAGAAUGAUGAAGUUAUUCGGGAAGAGAAUCAUGCGUCUACACGGAGCAAUGAUAGUGAGAGCAGUCCUGUUAGUAACUUUAGAGGCUUCGAGUAUUAUAAAAUUAAUGGGAAUUACCAAGAUCAAGAAGGGAAGAUAGUUUUCUCUGCUCCAACGCCCGUGAAGAUGGAAGUCAGAGCUGAUUUGAUGAAGAACAGAAAGGCUGCGAAAAUUGGUACAUAGGAGGGGCAUUUCUUGUGUAUGGAUUCUCAAAAUCCCAUUUUUCCACUAGAUCAAUAAGCUGCUCUCUUCAUGUAGGGGUAGUGUUGACGGGGAUGGUAGUUUCCAAUUGUAUGGAUUCUCAAAAUCCCAUUUUCCCUCUAGAUUAAUAAGUUGUUCAUGUAGGUGUAGUGUUGGCGGGUGUGGUAUUUUUCGAUGGUUAAUGACAUAGUUGAUUGUAGGCCUAUCUGCAUUUAUGCAGAGAUUUGUGAGUGUAAUUUGCUUCCUUCUAACUUUUUUAUGUUUAGUGAUAGAUUUUUCA